UUCCCAACAUCCCACAUCUGAUGUGAAUGUGAUUGUUAAAGACCUACAUAACAAUCCUACAUAACAAUCCAAAUUUGAGGAUUACGGACAUCAGGAAUUUAAGUGGUUGGGAUUGUGAUACCCAACAUCCCACAUCUGAUGUAAUUGUUAAGGCUUGCAUAACAAUCCAAGUCUACUACUAUUAGCUCCAGAUUGGAAUACCCAACAUCUCACAUCUGAUGUAAAUGUGAUUGUUAAGAUCUACAUAACAAUUCAAGUCUAUUACUAUUAGCAAUUUAAGCUUAAGCAUUUGAAGGUCACGUGAUUUAGGUCCAAAGAGUUACUGGACUAAUGGUUGAACUUGGAUCGUUACAUGGUUUAGGCUCAAAGAGUUACCGAGUCAAUAGUUGAACUUGAGUCGUUACAAAUAUAGAAUGAGUCAGAGCUAUUUGAAUUUGAAUUGAAAUUUUAUCAAAACAAACCGUGCACGAGAUCAUCCAAAAAUAUAGGGUAGAUUGAAGUAAAUGAUGGUUUUUGGUCCUAUUGGAGUAGUUGAAGUAUGUUAGAUUCAAACUAACGAGGACACCAUUGAUUUCAUCGAUACUAGUGUCUUGUGGCAUGUGGUGUCCACAAAAAACCAUAUUCAAGUAUUGGGUCAAAGUUAAAAGUGCAAAAUGUGUUUAAUCGACCAACAUUUGCCAUGUAAUGAAACUAGAAGACAAAAGCAUUGUCUGGUCUAAGGUCUAAGGUCUAAGGUCUAAGGUCUAAGGUCUAAGGUCUAAGGUCUAUGGUCUAAGGAUAAUGGGAACACAAUCUAGUAUAUAACAAGGCAUAUGGCCAAUGACCCAAAGACACCUCGACCAUACUUUUUCGUAAAGUCCAACACCAAUUCAGUUUGGUAAUUUGGCUACUACAGAACAACAGUGAUGCAUCUUCGAACCUUGUUGCUACCAACGGCUGGUUUCAUAGAUCUUCACACUGGGUCCUUGUAAUGUUCGCUACCAUACUCUUAUUUCUUUCCAAGAAUUAAUGCCACCAACGCCCCUGGCUUUCAGCUCACACUCUUCUCAUGGCAUAGGUUUCUUCUCUAACGGAGGUUGGUUAUUUUUUCAGGCCAGACAGCCUAAGGUGACAGUUUACCGCCAUUAAUUGUGCAUCAACAAUCUGAUACAAAGCUAUGGCAUGCACAUCGAUGGCUACCCCUACCUCUCAGGCUGCCUCAGCUGCGAAAGAUGGAUGCAAAGAAGAGAUCAAUGGCCUUCGCCGAUCACACUCUGGCAUAAAUCUUCAUAAGAGAGUAGGCAUUCAAAGGUCUUUUUCGGAUAAUCACCUUUGUUACUCUAUCAAUCGAAUACGUGUUGCAUCAACAAAACCAGCCUUGAAGAAUAGCCGUUCUGUUGGGAUUUUCCCGACGCUCCCAUUCCAAAUAUCCAGUUCCAUAAUUCCAAACACCUUAAGAUCAUUUUUGUUUGACUUGGAGACGAGUAAGGAUUUGAGUCUGGCGGACAAGGAUGUGAAUAUUGAUAAGAACUCCAUGGAAAACAAUGAAGAAGAGAAUAAAAUCAAUAGAGCGAAUUGGGUGAAUAGGUUGCUGGAGAUUCGACGUCGCUGGAAUUAUAAACAACUGGAAGAGGGUGUCGAUGGAGUUGGGAUUUAUGAUGACAAUGAAAGUGGCGAUGGUGAUGGUGAUGGAGACGAAGGUGGCUGUGAGGUGAACUAUGACUCGGAAGAAGAAGGAGGUGGAGGAGGUGAAGUGAAAUAUGACCGUGAAUCUUUCUCGAAAUUAUUAGUUCGGGUACCAUGGUCCGAUGCCAAGCUCUUUUCUCAGCUGGCCUUCUUGUGCAACAUGGCUUAUGUGAUACCAGAGAUUAGGGAAAAGGAUUUAAGAAAAUAUUAUGGCCUACAGUUUGUAACAUCGUCCCUAGAAAAGAAAGCAGAAGUGGCUACAAUCAAAGCAAAAUUAGAUCAGGACUCUACUCGCGUACCUGUUGCUGCAUCAGAAAAUACCGAAUCCAAGUCAGAAAAAGGGAGGACUCUACUCCCUUUAUCUGUUGUUUAUGAAAUUGCUGCUUCAGCUGCAUGCUAUGUUCAGUCACGGGCAAAAGGCCUUUUGUCCCCUGGCUCUAAGUCACAGGAGGAUGCUGGUUGCAUGGAUUCAUGUAGGUCUGGAAACCAGCCAGAAAUGGAGGGGGAGAACUUGCCCCGAGUAUAUAACUCAGAGGUGGCUGCUUAUGUGGCAGCAUCAACAAUGACCGCUGUCGUUAGAGCCGGGGAGAAGGAAAAACAAGAGACAGCUAAGGACCUUCAGUCACUAGACUCAUCGCCUUGUGAAUGGUUUGUUUGUGAUGACUUAAGCACAUAUACCCGCUCUUUUGUAAUUCAGGGAUCAGACUCUCGAGCGUCGUGGCAGGCAAACCUUUUCUUUGAGCCCACUAAUUUUGAGGGAACCGAUGUGCUUGUUCAUAGGGGAAUUUAUGAAGCUGCAAAGGGCAUAUACGAACAAUUCAUGCCAGAAAUUAUGGACCAUCUGAAAAGGCAUGGAGAUCGCGCAAAGCUUCAAUUUACUGGUCAUUCCCUCGGGGGUAGUCUUUCUCUUUUAGUUAACUUGAUGCUGCUAACUAGGAAGGUUGUAAAGCCUUCUGCUCUUCGACCAGUUGUCACUUUUGGCUCACCGUUUGUGUUCUGUGGAGGCCAAAAGAUACUAGAUGAACUGGGGCUAGAUGAGAACCAUGUUCAUUGUGUGAUGAUGCACCGAGACAUUGUCCCUAGAGCCUUCUCCUGCAAAUAUCCGAACCAUGUGGCUGUUGUCCUCAAACGUUUGCCUGGUUCCCUCCGAUCUCACCCGUGUCUGCUUAAAAAUAAACUUUUGUAUACACCACUGGGCAAAGUAUUCAUUCUCCAACCUAAUGAGAAGUUGUCACCUCCGCACCCACUAAUCCCUCCAGGGAGUGCUCUUUAUGCUCUGGACAAUACACAUUGUGAAUACUCCACAAAGGCCCUUAGGGCCUUCCUUAAUUGCCCCCAUCCAUUGGACACUCUCAGCGAUCUUACAGCCUAUGGCUCAGAAGGUACUAUUUUAAGAGAUCAUGACUCCAGCAACUACUUGAAGGCAGUUAAUGGGGUCUUAAGGCAAGACAAAAAGGUGGAUGUCCGCCGGGAGAGGAUACAGAGAAGCUUAUUGUGGCCAUUGCUUGUUUCGCCAUCUCCCCACUCUUGGAGCCAUGAUAGAACUUUGGAGAGCAGCAUGUUAUCAAAUAAGGAGAUAAUGACCAGUGUGUGAACUCUAAAGACUUCUCCAUGGUUGCCCCACAGAUAUACAAAAGAUGUUAACAACACAUAGCAGAGUCUAAGCUUUUUUCUUUUUCAUUUUUUUCCCUUUUUACCAUAAUGUAAUGGCAAAUACAAAGUCCAAGGUCAAAAUCCAGCAUCUCCAAGCCUCCCUCCCCUGAUUUUCAUGAUAUUGAAAGAAAAAAAGAAAAGAAAAACCCCUGUAAAUUCACUGAAAUUAUAGUCUUUUUGCUCUGUCUCCAUGUUAUUCAUCAUUGACUAACACCGUUUUAAGUGUUAAUAAAAUGUCAAUGUUCUCUUGUCUUCA
This is a messenger RNA of Theobroma umbraticum, 3574 nucleotides long. Its product is annotated as alpha/beta-Hydrolases superfamily protein. Gene Ontology annotation, biological process: lipid metabolic process. Gene Ontology annotation, molecular function: glycerophospholipid phospholipase A1 activity. NCBI's taxonomy places the organism in Eukaryota, Viridiplantae, Streptophyta, Magnoliopsida, Malvales, Malvaceae. The record is from RefSeq and is a predicted model, not a curated record.